UACAUUUGAUCCUACGCCAAGAUUAAAAUCUAGCCCCGUACCUGUUUUAUUUAUUCCUUUUAAAAAUGAUGAGAAUAUGUGUAAUUAUUGUGGAGAUAAAUACUCCGUAACACUUAAAUUUAAACAAAAAUAUUGUAAAAAUUGUUUGUUUUUGUAUAUUAAAGAUACAAAGGGCAAUGAUACAUACUUGGAUACAUAUAUAAUUACAAAUAAUGCUCAGUGUAUCAAACAUGAAGUAAAUAGGAAUAAUUUUAAUACAAUGAAUAUUCAAGAAUGGUGUGAAUAUUGUUCUGAGGUUUCAUAUUUUAGACAAGUAAUCCCAAAUACCUUGUCGUUCAAUAAUUAUUGUACUCAUAAAAAAAUAGAUUGUGAAUUAUGUGAUAAACAAUGGUCAUCAUAUUUAUCUAAGCAUGGCCAAGAUUGUUACCAAAUUUUUUCUGGAUGGGUAGAAUCAACUUUGAUUAGAGCAUCCAUUUCAAUUCUAUAUUUACCGUGGUGGGAUAAUUGUAAUAAGUGCUCAUUUUGUGAAUUAGACCUAAAAUACAUACUACACCAAGAGUCAGAAUCUUACUAUCAAAAAUGGUGUUCUAAAUGCUAUGUAAUUUAUACUGGAUGUAGGUAUUGUUUAAC
This is a messenger RNA of Rhizophagus irregularis DAOM 181602=DAOM 197198, 630 nucleotides long. The record is from RefSeq and is a predicted model, not a curated record. NCBI's taxonomy places the organism in Eukaryota, Fungi, Glomeromycota, Glomeromycetes, Glomerales, Glomeraceae.